This is a messenger RNA of Lindgomyces ingoldianus, 393 nucleotides long. RefSeq lists its product as uncharacterized. The coding region runs from base 1 to 393 and encodes 130 amino acids. The transcript has a single exon. NCBI's taxonomy places the organism in Eukaryota, Fungi, Ascomycota, Dothideomycetes, Pleosporales, Lindgomycetaceae. The record is from RefSeq and is a predicted model, not a curated record.
AUGUCUACCCCGGUAUGGAACGCUCUAGUCCGAACCCACCACAUCACGUCCCGCAAGAAAGUCACCAAACUGCGCGCUGCGGCUUCGAAUUACGCUGUCUUUGUGCUUCUUCGCAGCGGCGGCUGUCCUGGAAUCAUGUACUGCGAAGGUCAUGAAUCUGGAGUAAAGGAUUGGGUCAGCAUUGUGCAGGGCCUCCGAUACAAGGACUUUCAGCUGGUGCAGAAGGUGGCUCCAUUGCACAUAGACGGGCGUGAUAAAGGAGUCAAAGAACAACAGACUGAAUACGGUAAGCUGCAAGAAGUCGGCAGCGUAAAGGAGUUCGGGGCACGGAUGGAAGAAUUGGGCGUCUGGGAAUGGUGGAGGAAAGGCAUGGGGUAUGUCCAUCAGGACUGA